AUGAAUGCAGACGAUAUGGUGUACAAAAAUAAGAAACACAUUCUUUCCACAAAGUCAGUCUUUCUUAAUAUAACCCAAUAAAUAUGCAUUACCCUCACACAAACACACAUACACACAACACAUAUACAAACAUCUCUAUAUCCCAAAUCUUUCACACACAAAACAAGUUCACAUCUUCAGUAGAUAAUAUGUUGGUGCCAGCAGUGCACUGCUCAUUCCACCAAUCAGACUUUGCCUACAGUAAAGGGGUGUGUCUUCAACAGCUUCUAUAAAGCACACUAUCUGUACAUAAUCAUCUCAAUGUAAUACACUUGUAGCUCUCAGCAGAGAAGUGCACACUAAGUACAUUGAGAUGAACCAAACCGUUCCUAUAAUUACAAAUCAAGUCACAAUUUUGGAUGCAUCUUCACUACACAUAGUGGAAACUUGUUUUUUCUUUCUUAAUACUCAGCUGAAUUACAUCAUCUUGAUUCCUGGAGACUUCAUCGUCAAGCGGGGGAAACAAGUGAAGUCGACACAACAAUGGGAGAUCUUUCUUCAUCCAACAUUACAAACAUACAGAAUUAUUUGAAAUAUAGAUGUACAGAAGAGUGCAUUUGACCUGUUGAUUGAAGCAAGCAUCUAGACAGAAUUCUUGCCCUCUCCUCAAAUGUGUGAAAAAUGUUUCCUACAGUAUACAAAUCCAAACACUAUCUAAAAUUAUGACAUGAUGAUCAUUGAAAGCCUCUGUUUCUAAACAAACCAUGACAUCAUUCAUAACACUCACAACUGACAUGAUGGAGACUACCUUGGUGUCUCUCACGUCAAGUGAUGAGGUGUCCAUGGAUACGGAUGAAGGAACAUCGAUAGUUACUUAUCCAAGAUACAUCCAAAUCAUUGCAUGUACAGUGGGUAUACCUAUCAUUAUAGUUGGAGCAGUAGGGAAUCUACUAACUAUUCUAGCUGUAGCAAAGAGUAAGCGACUACGUGCAAACACUAUGAAUCUCUUCAUUGUCAGUCUGUGCAUUUCUGACAUUCUCUACUGCUCUACAAUCCUUCCUGUUCUUCUCACUGUAUAUACUCACAAUGCAUGGAUAUUAGGACAGACCUAUUGCAAGAUCUAUGCAACACUUCUCUUCACAUUUGUAGGGGCCACCCUGAUGUGUCUGGCAGCAAUAGCUCUCAGUCGAUACUUCAAGAUACGUCACACUGUUAUCUACAAUCGCUUAUUUACAAAGUAUUUAUUCAUCAGUGGUCUGAUAGUCAUAGCAUGGAUACUUCCCAUUAUAUUCCUGUUUCCAGCUAUCAUUGGAGUUUGGGGUGGGAUAGGAUAUGAACCAAGAACACUGACCUGUACCUUCCUAAGGGAACAUUCCUCCUAUAAUCGUUUCUUUAUGGUCUCAGCCCUUAUCGUUCCCACAACAUUCAUUGUUACCUUCUAUCUUCGUAUCUUCUGUAUCGUCCAAGCAAGUAACAGGCGUAUAAACAACCAUAACAUGCAGCUACCUGCCCCAUCUAACGUAACCCAAACAGAAGGACAGCAACGCAAGAGAUACAUAAGAGAAGAUCUUUCCUUCACUCGUAUGAUGAUUGGUAUCUUUCUCAUCUUCAUCAUCUGUUAUUUCCCCUACAUGAUUACUAAUCUAAUUGACCCAGAAGUAAAGAUACUAGACUUGCAUUUCUUUGCUGGCAUGUGCUGUUGGUUCAGUAGUUGUCUCAAUCCUCUAUUAUAUGUAUUUAUGAAUAAACAUUUCCGCCGAGCAUUUGCAAACUUGCCCUUUUGGCGUAAUGAGAGCACAAAUACUUAGUUCUUGCACAUUCACAACACACAUACAUGUACGUAAAGAAAAAAGAGGACAAACAAUAUGCAACUUCUCACUCCACUCUCGCAUAUCAGCACUGCAUGUCAGCAUAUUAAGACAGAUUUAAAAAACAAACUUUUCACUUUAUAAUUCAUGCCAUAGUAAAAGAAAAAAUCAAGAAAAAAAAGGAA
This is a messenger RNA of Lytechinus variegatus (green sea urchin), 1972 nucleotides long. Its product is annotated as protein trapped in endoderm-1-like. The transcript has 2 exons. The record is from RefSeq and is a predicted model, not a curated record. NCBI's taxonomy places the organism in Eukaryota, Metazoa, Echinodermata, Echinoidea, Temnopleuroida, Toxopneustidae. Gene Ontology annotation, cellular component: membrane. Gene Ontology annotation, biological process: G protein-coupled receptor signaling pathway. Gene Ontology annotation, molecular function: G protein-coupled receptor activity. Bases 744 to 1787 code for a protein of 347 amino acids.